Gastrolobium bilobum is the source of this 1093-nucleotide messenger RNA. Its product is annotated as probable receptor-like protein kinase At1g80640. Gene Ontology annotation, molecular function: protein kinase activity; ATP binding. The record is from RefSeq and is a predicted model, not a curated record. Lineage: Eukaryota; Viridiplantae; Streptophyta; Magnoliopsida; Fabales; Fabaceae. The transcript has 9 exons. Gene Ontology annotation, biological process: protein phosphorylation. Bases 41 to 1093 code for a protein of 350 amino acids.
CUCUCCUCAAGUCCCACCCUUUUCUCCAAUUUCCACAUCAAUGGCUGCUUCCUCUCCAGGUAUUCUAAUGGGGGAUGAACAGCAACAAAUGGAUUCACACAAGAAAAUGGUAAUAGCUUUCAUCGUAGCCAGCACUGCACUUGGUGCAGUCAUUUUGUGUGUGCUUUGCUUCUGGAUUUAUUACACCAAGUAUCAUUCAAAAUCCAACAGGAAAAACCUUCAAAGCUCAGAUGCUGAGAAAGGGCUCGCUUUAGCUCCAUUUUUGAGUAAAUUCAGUUCUGUCAAGAUGGUUGGUAAGAAAGGGAGUGUUCCAAUAAUUGAUUAUAAGCAAAUAGAAAAAGCCACCGGCAAUUUCAGGGAAAGUAACAUCUUGGGUGAGGGUGGUUUUGGAUGUGUUUACAAGGCUAGGUUUGAUGAUAAUUUGGACGUUGCCAUCAAGAAACUGCACUGUGAAUGUCAGGAUGCUGAACGAGAAUUUGAGAAUGAGGUGGAUUUGUUAAGCAAAAUUCAACAUCCAAAUGUAAUUUCUCUACUGGGUUGUAGCAGUAAUGAAGAUACGAGGUUUAUUGUCUAUGAAUUGAUGCAUAAUGGAUCAUUGGAAACUCAAUUACAUGGACCUUCUUGUGGCUCGGCUUUGACUUGGCAUAUGAGGAUGAAGAUUGCUCUUGACACAGCAAGAGGAUUAAAAUAUCUACAUGAGCACUGUUACCCUCCGGUGAUCCAUAGAGAUCUGAAAUCUUCUAAUAUUCUUUUAGAUGCAAACUUCAAUGCCAAGCUUUCUGAUUUUGGUCUUGCCAUAACUGAUGGGUCCCAAAACAAGAACAACAUGAAGCUUUCAGGCACCUUGGGAUACGUAGCCCCAGAGUAUCUUUUAGAUGGUAAAUUGACUGAUAAAAGCGAUGUCUAUGCUUUUGGAGUCGUGCUUCUGGAGCUUCUAUUGGGAAGGAAACCUGUGGAAAAAUUGGCACCAGCUCAAUGCAGAUCUAUUGUCACAUGGGCCAUGCCACAGCUUACAGACAGAUCCAAGCUUCCAAACAUUGUGGAUCCUGUGAUCAAGAAUACAAUGGAUCUCAAGCACUUAUACCAGGUUUGA